CAGGCGGACUUGAGUUUCCUGGAGUGAAUUAGAACUCUCCUAGAUCUAUUACUGGUUAACUGUCUCCCAGGGAGGCGUGCAUAGGCUACCAGCACAUAGGCUACACACUCCCGGUCUCGGAAGUUUAAUUAUUUUAACGACAUCUGUACUAUACAGCCAUCAGCUGCCUCUGCGAGACGGGAAGAACCACAGAGUUAGAAAUAGCAUACUGCUGUCUGACGUACUUCUCUCCUCCCGUCCACUCCUCUCUCUCACUCUCUUUCUCUUUCGCUCACUCAAGCGCACACACCAUCCUCCAUCGCACACUCACAGAAGAAAGUUUGACUGCGUGUGGCUUGUGGUCAAGGAUAGAGCGUUUAUAACGGAAUCCUCUAAUCGAAGUCAGAGAGGAACGGGUACUCUCAAACCUUUUAACGGAUACCGGACAUCCAGCCAGUCAAGCAGUUUCUUGGCCCCGCGGCGGGUCUCUGUCUCGCAAGGAAGGGCGUUAUUACCGGGGAAACUUUGGAUGAUUUUCAACAAUCGCUCCUUCCAGAGAGGAUGUUAUCGUUAACGCCGUUAACGGCUGACCCGGAAAGUCCGCAUUCCGCCUCGUGACUUUGGGAUUACUGCUUUGGAACCUGCAAUGAUUCUGUUGAACAUUCUCAGCGUACUGUUUCUGCUGGGGUGUGUUUGUGUGGUAUGUGUGUGUGGGCAUGGAUGGAGGGAGUCCCUGGAGUGCGUGCGGGCAUUAGAGCUGUGUAACGGGGACAGCCAGUGCAGCUCCAGCUACAGGAUCAUGCGUCAGUGCCUGUCAGGUGGGGCGCAAGAUCGCCAGACCAUGCUGGCUAGCAGGGAGUGCAAGGGGGCCAUAGAGGUCCUACAGGAUUCGUCACUCUACAACUGUCGCUGUAAGAGAGGCAUGAAGAAGGAACUACAGUGUCUGCAGAACUACUGGAGUAUACACCAGGGCCUGACAGAGACCGGGGAGGACUUCUAUGAGCUGUCGCCCUAUGAGCUCCACGAAUUCUCAGAAGACUUUAGACAUGCCUCCAUCAUCUCAGACUCCUCUCUGUUUAAGGCCAACCCCUGCUCAGAGCCAGGGAAACCGUGUAACCCAUGUCUUAACGCAGCCAAGGCCUGUAACCUCAACGAAACCUGCAAGAGACAACGCUCCAAUUACAUCGCUAUCUGCAACAAGCCUCCUCAGCCCUCACAGGCCAACCAGGAGCCUUGCAGCCGCAAACGAUGUCACAAGGCGCUGCGUCAGUUUUUUGAGCGUGUGUCGUGGGAGCUGAGUUACCCCCUUUUGUUCUGCCCAUGUCCUGACCAGGCCUGUGCAGAGAGACGUAGACAGACCAUCGUACCUGCCUGCUCCCACCAGGAGAAACACAGACCCUCCUGUCUAGAGCUACGGCGCACCUGCCGCUCCGACACACUCUGCAGGUCAAGACUGGCUGAUUUCCAUACCACCUGUCAGAUGACUGGUCACUCCAUCAACAGCUGUCCCAAUGCUAACUACCACGGCUGCCUAAUGGCCUACGUAGGCCUCAUUGGGUCUGAUGUGACUCCUAACUACAUGGACAGCAGUCCCAGUAACAGCACCAUCUCUCCCUGGUGCUCCUGCAGAGGGACUGGCAACCAGGAACAGGAGUGUGACGACUUCCUCAGAGACUUCACACACAACACCUGCCUCAAGAAUUCCAUCCAGGCGUUUGCCUAUGGAUCAGAGGGGAGUGUUCUUCCCGUCACAGAGUCUUUGGCCACGCCCUUUCCUCCCAUACAGCCGCCACUCAACUCUAAUCCCGCCCCCUCUCCCCAAGCCAAUGACAUCAAGCCUCUGGAUAGCGCUUGUGUUUUCUCAACCUGUGCCAACCUUAAGGAUGGAGGACAAAAGUGCAUUCCUUCCAAUGAAUUUGAGUGUGAAGAGGCGUUAUUGGCCCAGGGUUCUGUGGACUCUGAGGGAGAGGAGGGUAGAGCCCAGCGCUCUGCAGCAGCCUCUGGACCCCUGGGUGUGAGAGGGUGUGUGAGUGUGUGUGUGACCAUGCUGGGGCUUCUGCUCCAGGCUCUGUAGCACACAUACUCACCUGACCCCUGACCUCUAAACCCCGUCCUCGGGGUCAGACAGGAAGCUAGAACGCCACCCACAGGAACUUCUGUGACAUCACAUCCUCCACUACCAUGUCAAGGGCAACCAAAACAACAACAACAACAUCAACAGAAGAAGAACUGAGAGAAGAGGAGAGCAGAGGAUAAGAGAGGAGCAAAGGAAUGGAGAGAAGAAGUGAGGAGAUGAAGAGGAUAAGAGAGGAGGGGUGUGAGAAGAGACUGGCACUGAUCCUACAGCACAGAGAGAGAGACAAAGAGAACAUUAGAGAGAACAUGAGACAGACGCUGGAUCGACUGAAGGAUGUUUUGAUGGAUCACCAGAGAGACUUGAGCCUCUGAUUCUGUCCUAUUCUCCUACCCUAAACACUGAGGACGGAGUUUACGUUACCAUACUUUGUCUUGAUGCGUUUCUGAGUGCAUAGACACUUUGGCUAAGCUGGCAGUUCUGUUGUCUAACUGGUAGAGCGUACAAUGAGCUUGUGAAGUGUGCUGCCAGCAGACGCACUUGUUAAAAUAAUCUAAUGGGAGACUGCACCUCCAGAAAUUCAUGCUCAUACGCAUUUAAAAAAAGACUGUAAACCUCAAGUGCGGAGAAUGGGACAGAGGAACAAUCAAGGAGAGGACUAAUGUGCUAGAGCCAUUGACUAUAUACUUUGAUUGAAUGGACUAUACUGACAUUGGACCGGACUGUACUAACGCUAUUGUGAUUGGAGCAGAAAGUCCAGAGAGGCGGGACUGUUCCUCUGUCUCUCACCUCAGUAACACACACACACAUACACACAUACACGCACACACAUACAC
Molecule: messenger RNA, 2889 nt
Organism: Coregonus clupeaformis (lake whitefish)
Lineage: Eukaryota; Metazoa; Chordata; Actinopteri; Salmoniformes; Salmonidae
Product: GDNF family receptor alpha-2
Exons: 11
Coding region: 626-2053 (475 amino acids)
Biological process (GO): nervous system development
Cellular component (GO): external side of plasma membrane; signaling receptor complex
Molecular function (GO): signaling receptor activity
Source: RefSeq, a predicted model, not a curated record